UUAUGUGUUUGAAAUACACUUUGCAGUAGAUUAUAAGCAUUUACAGGAAAUAGACUUUGCUAACAGACUCUUGGGGUUUGUUUUUUGGUAUGUCUUUUUGCCUUUUUUAUUUUAUUUAGAACAAAUGUUGACAAACUUUUUCUUAAAGAGCCAGAUAGUAAAUAUUUCGGGUUUGCUGGCCAUAUAAUCCCUGAUACAACUAUUUAUCUCUACCCUUGUAGUGUGAAAGCAGUCAUAGGCACUAUGUAAACAAAUGGCAGUAACUAUGUUCCAAUAAAACUGUAUUUACAAGCUGGGUAUGGUGGUGUGCACCUGUAGUCCCCGAUACUCAGCAGGCUGGGGUGGUAGAAUCACUUGUGGUCAGGAGUUAGAUGCUGUAGGAUGCUACAUUUGUGCCUAUGAAUAUCCAUUGCACUCUAGUCUGGGCAACAUAGCAAGACUCUUGUCUCUGGGGAAAAAAAAUACAAAACUUUAUUCACAAAAACAGCUCAGUCAGUGUUUGCCAACCUCUGAUUUAGAAUAUAGAACUUUAGAAGUAGAAGAGACUUCUAGAAGUUAUCUGAGCCAAUUCUCCUCUGUCCUCUUUAAAAGUCUGGAUACUAAGACUAAGAAACAAGAAAAUGUGUCUUAAUCUAAACACAGUUCAAUAAUUGGAUAGGCAACAUAUCUUUGUAUAUUCUUCCUUCCACUAUUGAGUCUUUUCUACCUCUCAAUUUGUUUAACUUCAAGUCAUAAAUCCUGUUGACUUUCAGUUAUAUAGAAUCAUAGAGAUGGAAAUGAAAUUGGUUAUUUGUACUCCAUUCUUCAGAAAGGCUCGUACCUAAUAUAUCUAGAAUUAAGUAUUGAAAAUUGGAUUAUGCCUGCAGUUUAUGCUGGCCAUUUUUCUCAUGUAAUAUGGCUUCAUCCUACAUGGGCUCAGCAAAUCAGAGAGGGCAAGCAUCACUUUUUAGUAGGCAAAGACACUUCUACCACAACAAUCAGGGUUACAAGUACAGAGUAUUACUUCCUAAGUGAUGGUCUUUAUGUACCUGAAGACCAGCUGGAGAACAAAAAACCUUUACAAUUGGAUGUAAUUAUGGUAAAGCCUUACAAACUGUGUAACAAUCAAGAAGAGAAUGACCCAGUGUCUUCUGCUAAGAAGCCAAAGCUUGCACUGAAAAAUUCAGAAAACACUGCGUCUAAUAACAGUGACUCUUAUUCAGAAGGACUGGAAAAGGACAUGGUGGAAAAGGACAUGGUGACACAGAGAAGUGACCAAACUUGCCUAGAACCAUCAUGUUCUUCUGAAAGUCAGGAAUGCCAGACUACAGUCAGCACUGGAGAAAUUCUGGAAAUUUUGAAGAAAGGGGAUUCAUUUGUUUUAGAUAUUGACUUGGAUUUUUUUUCAGUCAAGAAUCCCUUUAAAGAAAUGUUUACCCAGGAGGAGUAUAAAAUCUUACAAGAGCUGUAUCAGUUUAAAAAGCCUGGCACCAACCUCACAGAGGAAGAUUUGGUAGAUAUUGUUGAUACUCGAAUUCAUCAAUUAGAGGAUUUAGAAGCUACUUUUGCUGAUUUGUGUGAUGGUGAUGAUGAAGAAACUGUACAGAGAUGGGCUUCAAACCCUGGAAUGGAAUCACUGGUUCCACUUGUACAGAGUUUGAAAAAACGAAUGGAAGUGCCAGACUAUGAAAUGGUUCACCAGGCUGGUCUAACCUGUGAUUAUUCAGAACUUCCUCAUCAUAUCAGUACAGAACAAGAAAUAGAGUAUCUUAUUCAGUCUGUAUAUUAUUUACUGAAAAGUUUACCAAAACCUACUGUUGUGACAAUUGCAAGAUCAAGUCUGGAUGAUUACUGUCCUUCUGAGCAAGUUGACACCAUUCAAGAAAAGGUCUUCGAUGUGCUUCGCUCCCUCUAUGGGACUCUGGACAUUCACCAGGUGUAUUCAACAGAGUCUUCUCAACCUUGAAACAAACAAAACAUUAGUCUCCUAUUAUAUCUUGGCAUAGUAACAGGGUUUUCACUAAUUUAUUUGUAAAUGAGUCUUCCAAAGAACACUGUUUUCAUAUUAACUUUCAGCUGAAAUCUUUCAGGUAUUUUGAAUCUCCAAACACCUAUCAUCAGUUGUUGAAUGAUGGCAGUUUUUUUGGCAUCAAGUCUAAUACUCCCGAUUUAUGGAAUUAUUGCUUACCUUUCUUCCUUUCUAUCAUUGUCUUUAUUUUUGCUAGGGUAUUUUUUGCCUCUUUUACUCCUAGAUCAACUGGACUGUAUGAGAUUCAUUCGUACAUUCAUUUAUUCAUUCAACCAACAGAUAUUUAUUAAGCACUUACAUGUGCCAGACUUGCUGCGUAUAUGGUAAUAAACAGAAUAGGAAAAGUCGCUGCCCUCUUGGGGGAGACAGAUGGAAAACAAAUUAUGGAUUGUAAGAAGGUUAUGAAAAAAAAUGUCUUAGGCAUGCUCUUAGGACUCAGGGCACUCUGGCAUUAUAGGAAAGUAACAUUUUCAAAAGCUACUACCAAAAAAAUAAAAACACCAAACUUGCCAAUCCAUGAAUAUAUUGCAGGAAGUCUUCCUUCUGGGUAGACAAUAUAGCUGUUGGGAUUGUGGUCUAGUUCUUACCAAAUGCUCUCCAGGAUUGCUGGUGUUGAGGAGAUCUGGUAGAGUAAAUUUGACCCAACAAAAAUCAAUUUUUGUGUGUGUGGCUAAUCAGAAAAGCCCUUUAGGAUGUUUUCCUCCAGGUGGUAAUUGUGGGCGUGAAUUAUCAUUACAGUCCCCAAGUGCUCCUUUACUGGCAAUCUGGAUUUCUAAUUUUUUUCAGGUAAACCUACUUUUUAUGUAAAUAGUUAAGAAAAACAUUGAAUCUUUAAUUCUGACAUGCCAUGAAUACCCAAAGACUUAAUGUCUUCCACCAGCCUCCUCAUGAGUAAGACACCCUUCCUGAGUCCCUUGUAAUCAUGGUACUUUUUGCUUUCUCAAUUUGCCAAAUCUUUAGCUCUUCAGUAUCCCUUUUACUCAGUAAUCAUUUGUAACUAUUUCUCUUCCUUGAAAAGGUAAGAUGGCAUUUAAAGAAAAAAAAAAAAAAA
Microcebus murinus (gray mouse lemur) is the source of this 3059-nucleotide messenger RNA. NCBI's taxonomy places the organism in Eukaryota, Metazoa, Chordata, Mammalia, Primates, Cheirogaleidae. The record is from RefSeq and is a predicted model, not a curated record.